AGGGACUCAAAAUCGAUUUUUCAGCCUGCGAAUAAAGGUAAAUUUUACCACAACUUUUUACAAUGUGUUUCAACGUUCACAACGACCAUAAAUGAACUUGGCGUCUGUUUUUACUGAAUCGGGAUCUUGUAUGACCUGUAAUCUUUGAUUUGACAACAUGAAAACAGCACAAUGCUUCCAUGAAUCCGCUUGAAGAGGCCCGCCGAAAAGUUCGGGAACGGAAAGAACGCGAGCAGGCAGAACGCGACGAGCAGCAGGCGCGAAUCCAGCGUGAGCUCGAAGAGGCUCAACGCUGGAGUCUGAGAAGUUUGAUAACGGUACGUGAAAAUUGAUUUUUUAUUCGAUAAUUUUGAUUUAGAUUUAGUCAGUGUCUAUGUCUUUUGGUUUGACAGGGACAGAGAAGUUUUUGUUUCGUAUUGAAGAACUCGAACAACACCUACAAUUCCUCGUAGUUGUCCGCAUUUUCCAAAAAAUGACGCCAGAUGCUCUGUUGCGGCGGUGCGAACAGGAAUCAGAAUAGGAUGCCGGGCGGUGCAGGCACUUUAUUGCAGGAUGCUGAUUCGACGGGAAACGCCACCAGUCCCGGGGGCAAGGCGCUCUCUGGAGGUGCGAGCAAGGCCGACGGGAGGAACAAAGAUGCAAACAAAAACAACCUGCCGCUUGUGCUUGGCAAGUACGAGGUGCAGCAGGGAAGGGCGGGAGUGCUCGGGGAAGGCUCGUUUUCCGUGGUACAGCGGGGAACUGAUGUGAAUACGGGCAAAGUGGUCGCGGUGAAGACGUACAAGAUCAGCAGUAAAGACACCGCGGAGGACAUGGAAAAUUGCGUCACCAAAUUCAAGAGGCAGAUCGAGGUAAGUGUGAUUCGCUGUGAAAGCAUCACAAAUUUUUCGCGUGACUUUCAUUCUUUGUGUGUGGAUUUGAUUGAUAUCUUGUGCACGAUAAAUUGUCAGUGAUUCGUAUUAAUUUACGUGCAUGGCAAAGAAAAAGAAUCGAAAGGUCGAGAACAUCAAUCUCAGGUCCUCCAAAUGCUGAUGGAACCCCUGGACAAGAAGUUUGUGACCGGCAACACCCAGACCGCCAACCUGCACCACCCGGUUCUCAUGAAGAUCGACCCAAGGAAGUGUUUUCUCGAACUCCUUGAUUUUUCGAAGGACAAGAACGGGAAACCGGGGCCGGACAUGAAAGACGGAAAACUGUAUGUGGUAACGGAGGUGGCGGACUACAGUUUGAAAGACUAUCUCGGGCAGAAAUUAGCGGAGAACGGGACUUUGUCGAGGGAAUCCGUGCGACAAAUCUGCAGGUCGUUUCUGAUCGCUAUGGCCAUGCUGCAUGUGAAAGGUACAAGUUGUUUUUACCUGAAUGUGAACUCGACCUACUUGCAAAUUAAUCAUGUUGGCCAUUUUGUUCAAUUUGUUCUCAGAACAGCCGUGAAUAAGUAUUUUCUGGCAGGUACUAUGAUAAAAGCAAAUCAUGAAACUGCCUAUAUUCAGGUCUUGUCCACCUGGACAUGAAGCCGGAGAACAUCAUGCGCGCUGGCGACUAUCCUGAGUAAAAACGUCCCCACACCAGAGUCAAGAUGGGAAAUCUGCAACACAAAUUUCCAAGCUUUAGGAGCUGCGCAUGACAACUUAACAUCUGCAGUGUAGUGCUGGUUAGCAAGGGAAGCCGCAUGAGAAAGCCAUUUUCUCAUCCUGUCCACAGCAUCACAAAUGCUAAAACACGAUUGGAAAUGUCUGUCAUGGAGAUUGGCGUUACAAAUUUUCGUGUCAUGGCGGAUUUGCAUGACAUUCCUGGGGUUGGAAGUUUGCGAGUUGCGAGUUGGAAGUUUGCGAGAAUCAGAGUAAGGAAUUGUUGGCAAAAAAAGCGAGGCGUUUUUCAGUUGGCAAGUUGGCACAGUAUGGUUGUUGGCAAGUUCGCACUUUAUUUUGUCAUGCAUGACAAACCACUACUAUUUAGCAGUGUCUGUACAAUUUUCCACUCCAUAAUACCCCCGGCCCCGGUGUAUGACUAGUUCUAUAACUAACUGCCUGGUGCCGGUUGCUGCUGCUCGUGCUCGUCGACCUCGUGCGUCCCUUUUCAACAACUUGAUGCAACUACACGCGAUGUUGGACUGCUUUACCCUGCUGUACUUUCGGUGACUGAUGACCGCCUGCGCCGUCUAUGCGGAUGGUGGGCGCAAGGACCUCCACCCGGUGUGCUCGUGGUCCUGGAUUCGACGUCACUAUUUCGGCCGACCUCACGAUAGGUUUGCUCGCGGUCCUCUAUCCUGUGCCUGCUCUUGCCCCACGUCUUGCGCGACUCCUGCUCCUGUUUCUGCUGCGGACUAGAUAAUUCUGGGUGGGACCGCCGCCGAUGUCGCUACCCCUGCCGAUUUUACAAAGGGCCCCCUGACCAAGCAUUGUCCAGUUGCUGCACUUGCUCCACAUAUGCCUCUACGCCUGCUCUCGAUACUACUUUGGAUCCGAUCGGUCGCGAUAUGCCGCUGCGACACAUUCCAGCAUACCAUCAGCGCGGGCUGCUUCCGUGGGGCGACAUCAAUCUCGCCUACGACCAGUGGGGCUCAACCGACCCGCCCCCCCCCUAUUUAAAAAAUUCUAAGUCCAAAAAAAAAAAUUUUUGAUUAUUAGUCUUAGGCACUGCACGUGCGAGGCUCCGUGUAAGUAAUUACUUUCUGAACUUUUAUCUUGUGCUGCUUGGCCGACUUUAUUUCUAUUUACCUUAGCUCGGGGCCGCAUCCCUGUCGCUUUCCUUCGCCUAUUCUCGUUUUCAAAAUUUAAAUAUAUUUCUUUCUACACUUUCUGUUCUCGGUUGCAUUAUAUUGACCCACGCGUGGACCUACUUACUAUUAUUCUUUUGUGGGCCGCACCCCACCACUUAUUUUGCCUACCUCUCCUUGCGGGCCGCAUCCCGCUAUGCUAUCUACUUCCUGACUUUUAUCGUCGGCGCCGGCACUUUUAGUUAACUUUUGAUUUGCCAUUCAUCCGUUGUUCGGGGCCGCAUCCCCACUUUUCGUUCGCCUUUAGCCUUUCAGCUUUGGUGCUGGAUUUCGGGCCGGGUGUCCCUCGUUUUUCCUUUUUUCUAUUUUCUCUUAAUGUAUCCAAGAUUUAUCUUUUCUUGAAGGGCCGCAUCCCUUCUAGUUAUUUUCCUUCAUCAGAUCUCCAGGUAGUUUAUGCGUGAUCCCAGGUUUUCCGACAAAGCACUGUUUUGCAUGCGUCAGGAAAGCCGCCUUGGGUGCUAUGGUACUUGAGGACGUGUUAUAUGUCUUGGGCGCACGUACAUACUAGCCUGCAGGGACGGCGGAGCCGGAAAAAAAUGGCGCAGUAUGGUUGGUUGGUGAGAUCAGAGUUGGGAUAUAGUGGCCGGGAGAUGAUGGUGAUGGCACUUCGGUGUCCGCCUGACCCACCCGCCCUGCGUGCCAAGCCAUCUGCGGCCAUGGUACAAUGGGGGGGCAAAGUGUGUCGCAUUUUGUUUAGCAUGACAUUCCUGGGGUGGGGACGUUUUUACAAAUGAUAGCGACACAUGGAAGGUUAUCGACGUGGAUGGGUGUACCCCGCUCGGCAAGCAGAUCUCCAUUAACGACAGUUCCAUAUCCUUCUCCCCCUGCUACUGCGCUCCGGAGUGGGCCAACUUUCUGAUUGAGGACGGCGACUUUUUGAAAGUGGGGCACCAACUGGACGUGUGGAGCGUGGGCGUGUCGCUCUGUGAGCUGAUCACCCUCGACGCGGUGUUAAAACCGAAGUACGUCUCGAUUUACAGAAACACGGGCUCCCACAGAAAAGCCGGGUUUCUGUUUCUCGAGUGGCUCGCCAACGGAAAGGAGGGGCUGGCACUGGAUCAAUCGGUACUGUAUUGAAUCAAAACGCUGACCACCACCAGAUAUAUCUUUCUGUAGCUCCUAGUCAAGUUAAAAACAAAAACUUUUUUGUUUGUACAACACUGCAAAAAGCAAAAGUUUUUGAGCACAACGACUUGAUUUUCGUGUGCUACAACUAUACCUCUCGUCCGCCACAGAUUUCGAAAUUCGACCCCGAGUUUACGGAUAUGGUGCUGACCCGCAUGCUGAAUAAGAACCCCAUGGCCCGCGUCUCCCUGUAUCCCAGAGAAGAAAGCAGGCAGGUCAUAUUUGUAUAUGCAAGAAUAAACACACCGAAUCAGAAAAAUCUGUCUUGGGCGGCCCCGUAGCAUGCUGUUUAGGAUAUGUCUUUGUUUGUUUGUUUUUGCAUAACAAAUAUGACCUGCCUUUUUUUUUCUGUGGGAUACCCUGGCCGACAUGCUGAAUCAUAACUACGUGAAGGACUGCAUCGUGCCCGGCCUGGAUACGACGAUCGACAAGAAGCAGGAGCACCUGGGCGACAAGGAAAAGGUGAAAAAGCACCGGUUGGAGCGCUUGGAGGUGAAGGAGACCGACCAGCCACCGCUGAUCAAGGGCGUCUUGUGGAAACUGAACUCGGACGGGGACAAGGAAAACGUGGAGCACUGGCUGCGACGGGACGUGUGGCUCGACUGCAAGGGCAACCUGUGUAUGCAUUGCAAAUAUGUCUGGGUCUGGAAGGCUGUAACUUGUGAUGCUACCUGUACCUUUGCACUCUACAUAAGAUCUGUAUUGCAUGAAAAGCAAAUAAAGAGGUGCGCUUUUUGCUACGCGGGGAGAGAAUUUCUCAUGCGGUACGAGCAUCAAGGAGCCCUCGCAGAAUCUCUGAUGCUAGGGCAUGCAUUACAGACAUCAGUGGUCAUGCAAAAUAUGCAUGACAAUCCUGGCACUUUUCCAGACCCAGACAUUUUUGCACUUUGUACUGUGCUACUACUCCCAGAAAAAGAACAAGCGGCUGGUGAUCCUGGACGUGAAGCACCUGGCCACCGCGAAACUGAGCAAGACCGGGGAGAAGUCGGUCGACAGUCUGAAAUGCGCGUUGCCGCACGUCAUCUGCGUCGACUUCGUUUUGGAAGAGUCCGAACUGUCCGACGAAACCAAAAACAUAUUGAAAGGAAAAAAUUCCCCUCCCCACAUUGAAAAGGUAUGUUUCCGAAAAUCUGUGUUGCUGAUUUGAGGCCACAAAUCACAUUUGUCUUGCAAGAUGGCAACGCCACAGGUUCCGCCGCAUUUUGCAGGCGGUUCGUCAUGCUGUUGGGCCUACAGCGCAGACGCUUGUCAUGCUAAGCGCCUAGGCCAAAGCCUCUCUACCCAGGCUUGAUAUGGGCGCGCAGUCCUCUCCAGCAAGACAAAUUUGAUUUGUGUACACAGAUCCAGCAUCAGAAAUUCCGUUUUGAUAUGGGGCGGGGGGAUUUUUCCUUUCGAUAAAACGCGCACGAAACCCAGUACUACGCGGCCGAGAGUCACGAGGAGUUGAAAAAGUGGUGCAAGGCGUAUAACCUGCUCAGGUGUUACAAUCUCAAACGUUACAAUAGAGUCUGGAACUUGUGAAGCAAGAAGUGCAUUAUCUGGCCAACUCUCAUAGGAUUGCGCAUGACAAGUUCUGGAGUCCCAAUCCGCACUACGAUCUGGCGAAAUUUGUAUUGCAAAAAGUGGAAUGCUGUCCGAGUCUGUCAUGCUCAUCAUGCAAUAUAAGACCAAGACUCUAUUGAAAAGUUUGAGAUUGUAACGUUUGAGCAGGUCAUAAAGCGCUCGAGAACGUGAUCCAGAACCCGGACAAGUUUGACGUCACCGACGGGCUGGCUGGAAAUCAGAAGGUGCACGUGUCGGCUAUGGCCCGCUCAGGUGUUACAAUCUCAUCAAGUCGGUUCUUACCAUAGAGUCUGGAAUAAAUCUGUGAUGCAAGAAGAAGUGCAUGAAGAUCUAGUUGUAGCCAGGUUUCACAGGAUUGCGCAUGACAAGUUCUGGAGUUCCAAAUCGCGCCAGAAUCUCCUUGAGAAAUUUGUAUUGCAGAGAGCGGAAGAACUCGUCUCUGCGAGUCUGUCGUGCUCAUCAUGCAGGACAAAUUCCAAACUCUAUCGUUGUAACGCUAUAAGAUUGUAACACCUGAGCGAGUUAUAUCGGCCAGCAUGGUAGAGGAGUUCCGGGAACUGCGGAAAAUGCGGAACCGAAGAGAAAAGAUCGAUAACCACCCGCAGUACCAACCAGUUUUUGAGAAGGAGUUGUGGAAACUGAAUUCGGACGGUACCUGAAUUUUUCAGGCUAAGGUUUGUGAUGUCAACACUGAUUGUCAGAUUGCAUUGGCUGUUGUUUUCUUAUCCGGUUUCCACUCUGUGUUGAUAAUUCAUUUUCACUUCGAUCACAGGUGACGCGCUCCAGGAGACCGACUGGACCUUCCGAAAGAUGUGGCUCGCAAAGAACGGCGCGCUGUGCUAUUUCAGCAAGAAGGAAAACAAGGAGCUGAUGUACUACCGCCCGGAGGACAUCCGGCAGGUAACCUACCGAAAGUUGAAGUACCCCCAGGAGUGCUGCCGACCGCACGCGUUUGAGCUGGCCCUGAAAACCAGCGGGGAUAAGGAGCUGGAAUUCGCCCCCGGAGUGUUCGCGGCAGAGGAGGAGAGCGUGAUGGCGAUCAUCUUGGGGUGCAUCGAAAAGUACCAGAAAAUCAAAAACUCCGCAACCAGCAGCUGAACCACGAUAGGCCGGCGUAUUUGAAUCAUAAAGCGGUUCUUUGCUCAUCUCAGCACGUGCUGAUGGAGGAUUUAUUUUUCCGGUAUCAUGUUGAACAAGUCGUUCACUUCUGUUUUUGGUGCGAAAAAAUUACGAUAUCACGACAGAUUUAUGUCUGUGCACGCGACAGAACAAUUAGAGGAAUAGAAGAAAAAAACUUACUGAAGUACUAGAAGACUCUUUCGUUUGGGAAAUCAUAUUUAUAGCCAAACUAUCGAAAUGCGAAUUUUUACCAAAGACAACCUCUGGCUCGGACAGUACUACUUAGGAAGGUUUCUUAACGCAUGUAGCACUUUUUUAUCCGUUUCACACCCAGCCACGUCCGCAAAGGAUAGACCAGAAUUGUUCAUUGUAUGCUAUUGCUGUAAAAAUUUAUUUUCUAACAUCGGUGGAGACUCAGAAGGUUUUCAGAAAUACCAGAACAGAGGUAGUACAAUUUUACCCAGAAGAAAACAUGCAAAAUGUGAGUCUACUACAAGUACAAACGACUAUACAUAGACGAUGAGAAUCAAUCCUGAAGGUCCCACAACAUAUCGUGGUGCGUAGUAGGACCAACAACAUGAUGAGGUGCAAUUUGGGUCGCAAGUGAUAGACAUCGAAAUGGAAAUUGCAUAUGCGGAUCGAAGACAUAUUAUGUUUAUCUUGUAACUGUGGCUAAUUGCGAGGAUUACAACCACGG
Messenger RNA from Amoebophrya sp. A120, 7280 nucleotides. The record is from the annotation of a GenBank genome assembly. NCBI's taxonomy places the organism in Eukaryota, Dinophyceae, Syndiniales, Amoebophryaceae.